This is a messenger RNA of Trichomycterus rosablanca, 402 nucleotides long. It is a transcript of the gene cxcl8b.3, whose product is annotated as chemokine (C-X-C motif) ligand 8b, duplicate 3. Lineage: Eukaryota; Metazoa; Chordata; Actinopteri; Siluriformes; Trichomycteridae. The transcript has 4 exons. Bases 45 to 341 code for a protein of 98 amino acids. Gene Ontology annotation, cellular component: extracellular region. Gene Ontology annotation, biological process: defense response; chemotaxis; immune response. The record is from RefSeq and is a predicted model, not a curated record. Gene Ontology annotation, molecular function: chemokine activity.
UUCUACAAGAAAGCUCUUGUGAUUUUUACUCAUAUUUAUGAAUCAUGAACCCCACAGCUCUAGCUAUUACUCUGGUCAUAACCUGCACACUCUUGUCGAUGUCAGAAGCUGGAGCUCCACGUAUGCAGCUACGAUGCCGAUGUAGAGAAACAGUGAAAAAAGAAAUUGCUUUUCACAGAAUCAGCAAGCUGGAGAUAUUUCCACCUGGUUCUCAAUGCAAAAACAAAGAAGUACUUGCCAUGGUGAAAGUCAGGAGGAACGUAGAAAAGGAAACGUGUCUCAACCCCCAGGAUCGAUGGGUUCAGGAUGCCAUUGAAAAGAUGACUCGAGGUUCAAGAUGAAAGAAAAAAUUUCAAAGAAGAGGAAAAGAGGUUCAAGAAGAGGAAUUUAAUAUAAUUGCUU